Messenger RNA from Plasmodium vinckei vinckei, 1266 nucleotides. Its product is annotated as conserved Plasmodium protein, unknown function. Gene Ontology annotation, cellular component: nucleolus; nucleus. The transcript has 5 exons. The record is from RefSeq and is a predicted model, not a curated record. Bases 1 to 1266 code for a protein of 421 amino acids. Lineage: Eukaryota; Apicomplexa; Aconoidasida; Haemosporida; Plasmodiidae.
AUGGCUUCACAAGAAAAUCCUUCUUCCCCCAAACAAUUCCAAAUUAUAAAGAAGACUAAAAAAAAUGUAAAUAACAAAAAACAAGGAAAAAAAAAGAAAAAAAAAUCAUUUUCAACCAAAGGGAAUGAUGAAAAAAAUAAAUUAAAUGAACUAUAUAAAUUAGAACUUAAAAAUAAUAAAAAACAUAAAAGUAAUAAAUAUGAUAGUGAUGAAGAUUCAUCAGAUAGUUUAGGAUUUUUAAAUGAAUAUGAUAAUAUAAAUGAAAUAUCAAAACAAGUAGCAGAGCAAGUUAGUCUAUAUAAACUUUUACUAAGAACACGAAUAUUAACACAAAAGAUCUUAUCAUUAUCCAAUAAACUUCCUUUACUUCCUUUUGUUUCCUGUAGCGAACAAAUUUUAAAUCAAGACGGUGACAAACAUAACGAAGAAAAUAAUGAAAACGUUGAAAGUAACAAUUCUAAUGAAAAAUAUAAAAAUACAUUAAAAGAAAUUCAAUCAAGUGAACAACAAAUAAAAGAUGAUAUCAGUGAAUUAUUAUAUACAUUACAUUUUUUUUUAAAAAAAUAUUUUAUAAAAAAAAAUAUAACAGUUAGUGAAAAUGCAGAUAAUCAAUUAAAUAUUAUAUGUGAUGAAGAAGAUGAAGAAUAUUAUGAAAAAAGAAAAAAAUUGUAUGAUCAAAAUACAACAGAAAAUGAAAAGAAACUUUUUCUUACUAUUGACACAUGGUUUAAAUAUUCUAAAAAAUCAUGUUUAAAUUUUUUUGAUAUUAUGCAUAAGAUAACAAAAAUAAGUUCGAUUGCAAGUCUAAAAACAUAUGAACAACCAAUUUCAUCUCAAAUUAAUCAGGUCAUGUUUGAUUUACCAUCUAUAAUAGAAAGUGCAUAUCCACAAGUAUUGAGUUAUAAUGUUAUAGGAGAAAAAAUAUAUGAAAAAUUAUACUCAGACAAUCCCGAUUUUAAUUUAAAUAAACACAUUUAUGACGAUGAGAUUUACUACAAAAAAUUUCUCCUUAAUGCGAUCGAAAAUUUGAAGGACAACCAGAAUGAUAACGAAUUAUUAAAGUCACAAAAAUCAAUUUAUAAAAUAAAAAAAAAAUAUAAUAAUGAUAAAGCAGAUAAAGGAAAAAUUAAAUCUUUUGAUGUUAUACCGAAACUAGCCAAUUUUAUGUUACCCGAAUCACGAGAUAUAAAUGUAGAAAGUCAUUAUGAUUAUAUGGACAAUCCUGAACUAGUUAACGUUUUAUUGUCAUCCCUGUUUCAAGAUUGA